Coccidioides immitis RS is the source of this 582-nucleotide messenger RNA. RefSeq lists its product as uncharacterized. The record is from RefSeq and is a predicted model, not a curated record. The transcript has 5 exons. Lineage: Eukaryota; Fungi; Ascomycota; Eurotiomycetes; Onygenales; Onygenaceae. Bases 1 to 582 code for a protein of 193 amino acids.
AUGAGUGCACGAAAGGAACUUCCUCUGUACGGGGCAACCGACAUGGCAGAUUCGGCGGGAGGGCUAGACAAGGUACCGAAUAAGUUGAAGAUAAUUACCCGAGGGAGCUGCGGCGGGCCACGUGAGCAGUGGUCACAAACAUGGCACAGGACACUUGCAAUCUCACGGAAACAACGGCUCCAAGGGUCCUAUGCCGGAGAUGGCUGUUUUUCAGAUCGACGUGAGCCAUUCACAUCCGGGCUUUUCAAUGGCCGAUUCCCGAAGCCAUUGCACCUAGAAUGUGACAUCCCGGAUGCUUAUCCAACGCUACCCGGUUCGACGUGUCUGUGGAAAAUCUUUGUGAUGCGGCCUACUUGCCGACCCAUGCUUUCCUCCUCGGAGACCCAAUCCGUCCGGGAGAAACUAUUGGGCCAACGGAUGUGUGCGCAGGGACCGGGAUGGAGACAUGAUAUCACCUGGACGAAUAGCGGGAGUGGAAGGGGGAAGAAUCCGCGGCCAAAGCUCUUGAGCUCGCAGCAGAUGUUCAAAGUUCCAUGGCAAAGAAGCAACAAGGACAAUUUUGGAAAUUAUGAGAAAGGUUGA